Brassica rapa (field mustard) is the source of this 1912-nucleotide messenger RNA. RefSeq names its product UDP-xylose transporter 1. The record is from RefSeq and is a predicted model, not a curated record. NCBI's taxonomy places the organism in Eukaryota, Viridiplantae, Streptophyta, Magnoliopsida, Brassicales, Brassicaceae.
CGAUGACUCGAUCAAUUUUAUAUAUUGCUCUUAAUAGAUAACGUAAUUGGUGGGGAAAUUAAGGAGAGGAGAAGGGUAUAUAUCAUUGGUUUGGAGUGAGUGUGAAGCUUCACACCAAAUCCAAUUUAUUUAUAUUUUCUAAUGUGUUAUAAUAUACUCUCCAGAAGAAAAGUCUGAACAUUUCAGUUUCACCUUCCUUUUUGCUUUUGAUUUAAGUCAAUUAUUAUUUGUCCAUAGAAUUCCAUAAUGUCUCCCUUUACUUUAUUAUUUUCUGUGUUGGCUGUUUAACUUUCAUUGUUUUUUUAUGGUGUAAAGUUUGCUUUCAUAUCAUUAUUAGUAGCCUCGUAUGAGGAAACCCAUAUAUUAAGCAACAUCAUAAGAGUAUUUUCUCAUGUAUCUUGUGUUUAAAUAUAUAAAUAAUGAUAUAAUUAAGAAAAUAUGGAAUUAGGAAGAACAGAACAGAAGACACUGACCAACUAGAAGUUUGGUGUCAGGCACCAACCAUAUUUAGACUAACAAAGAAUAAAAACCUCAUCUCUCUUUUGCAUAUCCAUUCCUCAUCACAUUCACAAAGCUUCUCUUUCUCCCAUCAGCAUAUAAUUUUCUCUUCCUCUCUUCUCGUCUGAUAGAUUUGAAGGGUAGCAAGGAGAAAUAGAGAGGCAAAUGGGAGAGAUGAAGAGUAUGCAAAUGGGUGUGAUUGGAGCCUUAUUUCUAUCUGUAGCAUCUUCUGUCUCCAUUGUCAUUUGCAACAAAGCUUUGAUGACCAAUCUUGGCUUCCCUUUUGCAACGACACUAACAAGUUGGCAUUUGAUGGUAACAUAUUGCACACUUCAUGUGGCAUAUAAACUAAGUUUCUUUGAAAAUAAACCAAUAGACACAAAGACUGUUGUUCUCUUUGGCCUCCUCAAUGGCAUCUCCAUUGGUCUUCUGAAUCUCAGCCUCGGCUUCAAUUCCAUCGGCUUCUAUCAAAUGACCAAACUUGCUAUCAUUCCAUUCACUGUACUAUUGGAAACUCUCUUCCUCAACAAGAAGUUCAGUCGGAAGAUAAAAUUCUCAUUAUUUUUGCUAUUGGUUGGGGUUGGAAUAGCAUCAAUCACAGAUCUUCAGCUCAAUUUUGUUGGUUCUGUUCUCUCUCUCCUUGCCAUCGCAACAACUUGCGUCGGCCAAAUUCUAACAAACACGAUCCAAAAGAGACUGAACGUGACAUCAACGCAACUCCUUUACCAAUCGGCCCCGUUUCAAGCCGCUAUACUAUUUGUCUCGGGUCCCUUUGUCGACAAAUACCUCACUCGCCUCAACGUCUUCUCCUUCCAUUACUCUCCUAUCGUUGUGGGGUUCAUAACGCUAUCGUGUUUAAUAGCGGUUUCCGUUAACUUCAGCACGUUUUUAGUGAUCGGAAAGACAUCUCCGGUGACGUACCAAGUCUUGGGACAUCUCAAAACGUGUUUGGUGCUUGCUUUUGGUUACACUCUCCUCCACGAUCCAUUCACUCCUCGUAACAUCGCAGGAAUCCUAAUCGCGGUCCUUGGCAUGCUUCUCUACUCCUACUUCUGCUCCGUUGCUUCUAAAUCAAAACAAGGCUCCUCCGAGUCCUCUUUUAUUGGGAAAGACAGGGAUACAACGCCGCUUUUGAGCCAAGAAAAAGAGAACCAUGAAGCCAAGAAAUUAGACAAGCAUUCUCCAGUAUAAUUGAUUACACCAUAAAAUAAAAAGUACAAGUUCUCUUUCUUUCUUUAUGGUCUCCUUCUAUAAUUCUGAUUUUUCAAUUCAUUGAUAAAGGUUUUGUAAUUGAGAAAAAAACUGAAACAACCAAUGGGCCUUUUUCUCGUACUUUUUGGGGUUUGUUAAACAUUUACACCUAUUCUCUCUAUCUUUUGAAUAUAAUACAAGGAUAUAUACACAUUUAUGGUUA